Molecule: messenger RNA, 189 nt
Organism: Empidonax traillii (willow flycatcher)
Lineage: Eukaryota; Metazoa; Chordata; Aves; Passeriformes; Tyrannidae
Product: small basic protein 1-like
Exons: 2
Coding region: 1-189 (62 amino acids)
Source: RefSeq, a predicted model, not a curated record
AUGAGGGUGCUCUGCCUGCUCUUUGCUGUGCUCCUGCUCUUCUCCUUGGCCACCCCAGGGCAGGGGCAGCCCAAGAGCUCUUGUGACGGGUACUGCUCCUACGUGUGUGGCAAAACCGACGAGUGGACCUUCAGCCCCUCCUGCGGGAAGAUGUACUGCUGCGUGCCCUCACCCAAAAAGGGGAGAUGA